AUGCAGCUUGUCCUUGGCCACUGCGGCGUGUCCAGGAACGAAGCUUGUGAUGCGAAAUCCGAGAAGGCGUCUGAUCUCUCGCAGCCCACAGACACAUGGAGCACCGGCAUCGUCGCAUUGGCCGAAAGUAUUAAUCGUGCCCGACAGCUCAAGCCAGAGGCUCGCCGCUCCGCCGUAAGAGGCGACUGGGAACCCACGCGCACGGACCCCACCCUCACUCGUGGGGAAGAGGCUGCACUGGCCCGCCUCCGCAGCGGAGUUUCCCACACAAUACGGAUGGCUGCUACGACCACUGCGGCCCGCCAUCCCACGCACAUGCUGUUGGUGCGGCUCGGAUGCCGCACAGCAGACACGCAAAGAACUUUGCACGGAAGCGCCGCCUCCUCCCGCUGGACCCACCCCGCCACGAUCCGACGGCCGGCAGACUGUCCGGUGUGCGGAAGGCACUGCAGCUACCGUACUGGUGUUGUGGCGCACAUGGUUGACGCCCAGGGCAUGACGCGCCCCCAGGAGCUGCGGGAAUUCAACUUUCCCGAUGAGUCGGAACCGCCAGAAAUCCCACCGGAACCAACACCCGCCACUUGA
Trypanosoma cruzi is the source of this 585-nucleotide messenger RNA. RefSeq lists its product as uncharacterized. Bases 1 to 585 code for a protein of 194 amino acids. NCBI's taxonomy places the organism in Eukaryota, Euglenozoa, Kinetoplastea, Trypanosomatida, Trypanosomatidae. The record is from RefSeq and is a predicted model, not a curated record. The transcript has a single exon.